CUGCUGCGUAACUCCGGAGUGUGUUCCAUCCAUCCGAGCAGCGCCUCCAUGAGAGUGCAGGGAAUACAACUGAGAGGCCAUGAAGAGAUGGCCAUGAAGCUUUUUUUCUGGGAGCUGGAGCAGCAUCUCAAAAGCAUGAACGCGUCGUGCUACUCCGUGGCCAUGGAUCUAGGCGUCUGCCAGCUGAGAAAUUUCUCCAUAUCGUUCUUGUCGUCCUUGCUGAGCGCGGAGAGCUCGCACGUCAAGCUCGACAAUAGCUCGUCAGGAGCCAGCGUCGUGGCCAUAGACAACAAGAUAGAGCAGGCAAUGGACCUGGUGAAGAGUCACCUGAUGUACGCGGUGCGGGAGGAAGUGGAGGUCCUGAAGGAGCAGAUCAAGGAGCUGAUCGAGCGGAACUCGCAGCUGGAGCAGGAGAACACACUGCUGAAGACUCUGGCCAGCCCAGAGCAGAUGGCCCAGUUCAAGGCCCAGGUUCAGACCGGCUCUCCACCGGCACCGGCCACAGCCGCCCAGACGGGACCCCCGAACAGCGCCCCCCUCGCCCAGCCCGCCUCGCACAGCUCCGGGCCCUCGGCGUAG
Molecule: messenger RNA, 579 nt
Organism: Menidia menidia (Atlantic silverside)
Lineage: Eukaryota; Metazoa; Chordata; Actinopteri; Atheriniformes; Atherinopsidae
Source: the annotation of a GenBank genome assembly